UUGACACGUCACCAACGUUUGCGCGCGCCCCAUCGAACCAGAAGAAGAGUCAAUGCCUUGAAGUAAACCCUUGGAUUGCUACCGAUCAACGUCGCGUCUCUCUCUCUUUCUCUCUCUGAUAAAGUACUCCGAUCAGUUUACGAAGAGAAUGAAAAUGCGACGCGGUGGACGGCCGUCGUUGCUGAACCUGGCGCUCCUGGUCACGUGCUGGGUCGUGGGACAAAGCCGCGCCACGGAGAUGGAGAUUGAGCUCAAGGACAACGCCGUCCAGUGCUUCUACGAGCAGAUCGAGAAAGGCCAGCGCUGUUUUUUAGAGUACCAGGUCACAAGAGGUGGAAACUUCGACGUGGACGUAGCACUCUUUGGACCUGGCGAUCGCGUCAUAUACCAGAAGCAACGAAAACAGUACGACUCUGUGGACUUUACCACGACAGAGUCCGGCGAACACUAUUUCUGCUUCAGCAACGAGUUCUCCAGUUUCACGCACAAAGUCGUGUACUUUGAUUUUGCCACGGGGAGCGAGCCUCCGAUCACGGACGAGAUCGGCAAAACCCACAAGGCCUUCACGCAGUUCGAAGUUUCCGUCAUGAAAAUUCACGAGGCGCUCACGCUCGUUCGAGACUACCAGACGCACCAUCGCUUGCGGGAGUCCAAGGGAAGGGACACGGCGGAGUACUUGAACGAACGUGUCCAGUACUGGUCGCUGGGGGAAUCGAUUCUACUGGUUGUGGUUGGACUAUGUCAGGUCUUCGUUCUGCGGCGUUUCUUUGCCAACAAGCGGAGUCAGAUUUGAAACAUCUGGCACUAUUCCAUAUGCCCACUGUGUUUCAGUGGCCACCUGGUUUUGUAUGCUAUAGGGGAUAUUGAUAGCCUCCAUUUAUCAUUAUUUUGAUCAGCAGCGUACAUAUGAUUAUGAUCAUAACUGAUGAUGCAAGCGCUCUGAAAUUGUUAAAUCAUGUGCUGACAUAAUAUAGAUCUAGAAUUAGUGAUAUAUGCAAGUCAUGUUGCUCGGGAGAAAUUCUGGCGUGUACAAGACGUCACUGCCAAUGACAACAUAGCCCUGCAUGUAUGUGGAUAAAUAAUCUCUAAACCAAAGCCCUUCAAUUAUAAUUAUAUAAAGAACAUCUCAGUUUUACCUCUCCAAGUUUGAGUGUCGUGUUAGUGAAGACUAUACCGUUGUUUGUAGGGAUGGGGACACCAGGCUGUGUGUAGU
This is a messenger RNA of Geodia barretti, 1213 nucleotides long. NCBI's taxonomy places the organism in Eukaryota, Metazoa, Porifera, Demospongiae, Tetractinellida, Geodiidae. The record is from the annotation of a GenBank genome assembly.